This is a messenger RNA of Symbiodinium sp. CCMP2456, 1359 nucleotides long. The record is from the annotation of a GenBank genome assembly. NCBI's taxonomy places the organism in Eukaryota, Dinophyceae, Suessiales, Symbiodiniaceae.
AUGGCGCACAGGGUCAGCGUGAAAGAGGAAGAUGCCGAAGAUGAGGUCAUGCUGUUGGAAUGCAAUGAUGAGAGCGAGGCGUUGACGGUCCUGGGCGACGCGACACCGGUCCCUCCUGGUGUUGUGCUGGACAAGCUCUCUGCGAUGCUGUCGACGGGUCGAGCUCGUCUGCGAUUUGCCUCGGGACGCAGCUGGGGGGUCAAUGGUGUUGUGUUCAACACCUGGACCUCUUUCAGAUACGAUCCUGACGGUUCUUGUCGCUUGGUGGACAGCGCCGACUGGCGAACAGGAACUCGCGAAGACUGGGCGGCAUCGGAGUUACAGCAGCUUGCAGAUCUCCGGAAAAAGGCCCACUGCCUCCCGUGCACGGCCUCCGCACAGCCUUCGGUCUUGAGGCCUCGGCAAUGUCGUCGGAUGGUGUUUCAGUUUCAUCGCGAGUGCUUCAAGAAGAAGCGCGCAGCGGCGAAGCCGAAGGCUGGAGGCGAGAUGACCAUCGCUGCUUUCCUGGCCGUGGUAAAGGAGCGGCUGAGAGGGGCGGGUGAAAUGCCAACGUAUGUGAAGCUGCUGACUUCCAUGAAGAACAAUGCUGGAAAGGGUGAGAUUACCAAGCUCCUCGCCGGGCAUCCGGAUCUGGUUUCAAAGAUCCCAGCGCCCAAGGCUGGCGCAAAGCCGCAGGAGAAGCCGCGGGCCACACCCGCCACCUUACCCGCCGCCACGCCCACGGCCGCCGCCGCCGCCGCGCCCACUGCACCUGCCGCCGCCCGCGAAAAGAAGGCUCCUCAGCAACCGCCCAGCAUCUCAAAGACGGAUGCCGGCACUGCGAGGGCGAGAGAAGCCGUGGAUGUGGAGUCCGCGGUCUUGGCGCCGUUGCGCAGCCUGGCGCCUUUUGCAGGGUUGGUCCGCCUUGCGAUACGUCGCGGCAGACCCACCCAGCGACUGCGGCUGCUCCGCUAUCUCCAGAGCCCGAGCCGAGCCGGAGCCGGAGCCGAGCGCCGCGAGGUUUUUCUCCUCCGGCGCGACCCUUCGGCCGAGUUCGGCCAAGUUGUGGAGGCGAUGAGGGCCCGGCUGCCCGAGCUCGGCGGUGACAGCUUCGCUCAGCGCCUGGCGCACAUCUGUGCAGUCGCGGACUAUUUUACCACCUUUGAGCUUGAUGAACAAGAAACUCACGAUCCAGCGGAAGCUCAACAGGCAAACAUCCUUGAGGCGCGAGCUUGGAAUGAGGGUCGGCUGCAACUGGCUAUGGAGGCAGGCGUUCAGCCUCUAUUUGUCGACGAUCCUGGUGCACCUCUGGAGCAGAGUGGCUAUGCGAAGAGAGCUAAAGCUUUGGGCUACCGCAUAAACUUCGAGAGCAUGCACUAA